Molecule: messenger RNA, 1392 nt
Organism: Calidris pugnax (ruff)
Lineage: Eukaryota; Metazoa; Chordata; Aves; Charadriiformes; Scolopacidae
Gene: CLP1
Product: cleavage and polyadenylation factor I subunit 1
Exons: 3
Coding region: 115-1392 (425 amino acids)
Biological process (GO): tRNA splicing, via endonucleolytic cleavage and ligation
Cellular component (GO): mRNA cleavage factor complex; nucleus
Molecular function (GO): polynucleotide 5'-hydroxyl-kinase activity
Source: RefSeq, a predicted model, not a curated record
CCCCCGCCGCAGCUCCCCCCGCCCACCGCGCCGGGCGCGCCCCUGUGACCUCACUUCCGGCGCAGCGCGGCCGGCCCGGAAGCGCGGCGGCCCCGGCCAGGCCGGAGACCCGUCAUGGCGGACGACGGCGGCGAGGAGAAGAAGCAGGUGGCCAAGUUCGAGCUGGAGCGGGAGACGGAGCUGCGGUUCGAGGUGGAGGCCUCGCAGACGGUGCAGCUGGAGCUGCUCACCGGCAUGGCCGAGGUCUUCGGCACCGAGCUCACCCGCAACAAGAAGUUCACCUUCGAUGCCGGCGCCAAGGUGGCCGUCUUCACCUGGCACGGCUGCACCGUCCAGCUCAGCGGCCGCACCGAGGUAGCCUACAUCUCCAAGGACACCCCCAUGCUGCUCUACCUCAACACCCACACGGCCCUGGAGCAGAUGCGGCGGCAGGCGGAGCGGGAGGACGAGCGGGGGCCCCGUGUCAUGGUGGUGGGACCCACUGACGUGGGGAAGUCGACCGUCUGCCGCCUGCUACUGAACUACGCAGUGCGGCUGGGGCGACGGCCCACCUUCGUGGAGCUAGACGUGGGGCAGGGCUCCGUCUCCAUCCCCGGCACCAUGGGCGCGCUCUAUAUCGAGCGGCCGGCCGACGUGGAGGAGGGCUUCUCCCUCCAGGCCCCGCUCGUCUACCACUUUGGCUCCACCACGCCUGGCACCAACAUCAAGCUCUACAACAAGAUCACGUCCCGCCUGGCCGACGUCUUCAACCAGCGCUGCGAGGUGAACCGCCGCGCCUCCGUCAGCGGCUGCGUCAUCAACACCUGCGGGUGGGUGAAGGGCUCGGGCUACCAGGCGCUGGUGCACGCCGCCUCCGCCUUCGAGGUGGACGUGGUGGUGGUGCUGGACCAGGAGCGGCUCUACAACGAGCUGAAGAGGGACUUGCCCCACUUCGUGCGCACCGUCCUGCUGCCCAAGUCCGGCGGGGUGGUGGAGCGCUCCAAGGACUUCCGCCGGGAGUGCCGGGACGACCGCAUCCGCGAGUACUUCUAUGGCUUCCGGGGCUGCUUCUACCCGCACGCCUUCGAUGUCAAGUUCUCCGACGUCAAGAUCUACAAGGUGGGGGCUCCCACCAUCCCGGACUCCUGCCUGCCGCUGGGCAUGUCGCAGGAGGACAACCAGCUGAAGCUGGUGCCGGUGACGCCGGGGCGGGACAUGGUGCACCACCUGCUGAGCGUCAGCACGGCCGACAGCCCCGACGACAACAUCUCGGAGACAAGCGUGGCCGGGUUCAUCGUCGUCACCGGCGUCGACCUGGAGCGGCAGGUCUUCACCGUGCUGUCCCCCGCCCCGCGGCCGCUGCCCAAGAGCUUCCUCCUCAUCAUGGACAUUCGCUUCAUGGACCUCAAGUAG